Messenger RNA from Xenia sp. Carnegie-2017, 2950 nucleotides. RefSeq names its product fibropellin-1-like. Gene Ontology annotation, biological process: heterophilic cell-cell adhesion; establishment or maintenance of epithelial cell apical/basal polarity. Gene Ontology annotation, molecular function: calcium ion binding. Gene Ontology annotation, cellular component: protein-containing complex; plasma membrane. Lineage: Eukaryota; Metazoa; Cnidaria; Anthozoa; Malacalcyonacea; Xeniidae. The transcript has 7 exons. The record is from RefSeq and is a predicted model, not a curated record. The coding region runs from base 310 to 2658 and encodes 782 amino acids.
AAUCGCUUCCAACACUCUGAUUGGCUGAAAGUGUAAACACCAUCGUGGUCUUUUAAAAAUACGCGUACGUUGCUAAUUAUUUUGAAUACUUUCACACUGUUCUAACAAAAAUCGUCAACAUUUUUCUGCAAGAAAACCGAGAAUUGACAUGUAUUUUAUUGCAAUCGUCUUUGUCAUUUUAAAUGUGUAUAUUCAUGCAGUUUUCUGCGAUCCAUGCGCAUCGAGGCCUUGUUUAAACGCCGGAAUUUGUACCAGUACAAAUGGUAUCACAUUCGAAUGUAAAUGUCCCAGACUAUUUUUUGGUGAGCGAUGCGAGAAAAUGAACGACGCUUGCGAAACCACUCUUGUCAAAACGGAGGUUUGUGUAGAGCACACGUUCAUGGUGACUAUCAUUGUGAAUGUAAAACAGGAUAUCGUGGUAUCUUCUGUGAAAUUGACCAUGAUGAUUGUUUACCGUCGCCAUGCUACAACUCAGCUUUAUGUAAAGACAAAGUGAACGAUUAUGAGUGUGUUUGCGUUGAACCGGGUACUUUCGGAAAGAAAUGCGAACUUCGUGAAAGUGAUAUCAGAAUGUUCGUGAGUGAAUGUUCUGUGGAUAGUGUGUGUUGGAGGAACUACACCAAAACUUUAACCGUUCCUUGGGGGUAUGGUGAAAAUAUUUGCAACACUCAGCAAUCCUGUUUUGGUAAGAAAAACAGCAGUGAUAAACGAGAGCACCUUGAUUACUUCAUUGAUGUUCAGUUACAUCCAGUGCAAAUGCAGUUGGGUGAUGCAUUAAACUUCACUUCAGACAACAGCAUUCAAACAACAGUUAGUGGUGUAACGCCUCAACUAAUUCCAGUCGAUGUUUACAAUGAUUCCUUAUCUUUUGUCAAUUGCAACACUACAAAUGGGACCCAACUGGUGACUUCACCACAACAUCAUAUAAUCAUCAAUGAUACAAACUUACUUCAUGUUGGAGUUCAUUACUUCAUUAUGAACAUUGAUGUCACAUAUCGCUGUGAUUUUGGUCUACGACUAAACAUAAGUGUUAAAGAGCAUGAUUGCUUGCAUCCAGAAAGUGGCAUGAUGUGUAGCAAUCGAGGGCAAUGCCAUACAAAUUUUGGUCUGCCACAUUAUCAAUGUCUAUGCUAUAAUGGAUUCCGUGGGAAGUAUUGCGAAAAGAGAGAUCAUUGUUUUGAUAAUCCUUGCCAAAAUCAAAGUGUAUGCAUCAAUGUUGAAAAAAAAAUGGGUGGUGAAGAUUAUGAAUGUCGAUGCAAACCUGGAUAUGAGGGAAAACAUUGUAACUUGUUAAAAAACAUGUGCAUCAAUCAUCCAUGCCAAAAUGAUGCAUUAUGUCACUCACUCAUUAAUACCUAUUAUUGUCAGUGUAAGUCAGGUUACACAGGUCAUGAUUGCAGCAUAAAUGUCAAUGAGUGUUCUACAUUAGAGCCUUGUGAAAAUAAUGCCACCUGUGUUGAUGGUGAUGGAGAUUAUUUUUGUGUUUGCCCCAGUGGAUUCACAGGAACUAAUUGUGAGGUGAACAUCAAUGAAUGUGCAUCGAGUCCAUGCAAGAGAGGAAUGUGCAUUGAUGGAACUAAUUCUUACCAUUGCUUAUGUCCUGCACAGUUCACUGGCUUUCAUUGUGAUAUUCCUCUUCGUGAAUGUGCUUCACAACCAUGCUUUAAUGGUGGUGUAUGUACUACCAAAGGAACUAGUUACCAUUGCCAAUGUGGUUUAGGUUAUGAAGGAGAUAACUGUGAAAAAGAUGUGGAUCUCUGUAGUAAACAUGAAGCAUGCAGUAAUUUUCAUUCAUGCAUCGAUAAAGGGAGUCGUGUUCUCUGUGUAUGCAAGCCAGGCUUUACAGGUAGUAAUUGUGGUGUGAAUAUUAAUGAAUGUGCAUCACAGCCAUGCAAAUUUGGUGGGAAAUGUCAAGAUAAGGAAGAUGGUUAUGAAUGCAUGUGUUUGCCAGGAUAUAAUGGAGGAAUUUGUGAUCAAGUUAACGAUACGUUUCACGAUCCGUCAAGAUUGCAUUUGAGAUUCUCAACGAAAGAUUGUUUCAGUAUAGAGAACAAUCCCAACAUCCUGAACGACUUCAAGAAAAAUGUUGCAGCUAACAUACGCAACUCGUGUGAAUGCCAAUUUUCAGAUAAUCACAUUCACAAUCACAGCACAAGUAUAAAAUGCCACAAUAGAUUAACUGGUUCAUUUUAUUCACGCAUUGAAGGCAUUGAAGAUUACACUGCCGAAAAGUUAAUCUGCAAUUAUCAACAAUAUUUGAUGACGCGCGGCAAGGCCGUCAGUUUGGGGAACGACACAGUUGAAACUGAUGUGGUGUAUAACAGUAAAAGAUGUGCUCAAAUAAAUGGAAUACACAAUCAAAUACCAGAUGCUGUAAAUGGUGGUACAAUUGCUCUGACUGUUGGUCUUGUUGUAUCCCUGCUGGGAUUGUUCAUUGCGUCAGUUGUCGUAUUUCUCAAAUGGAGAAAGAAAGCUGGACUGGCCAAAAAUAAAAAGAGCGAUGACAAGAAUUUAGUGGAUGCCAUCAGUCUCAAUUCGUUUUCAUCCACCACACCAACACCGAAAUCCAUGUACCGAAAUUGUCGCGGCGCGCAAAGAAACUAUGCUUACACAAACCAUUAUUUAGAUCCUGUUCAAAUUAGAUCCAAACGUGUUUAGGACUUCAUUUUUGAUUUGUUUGUAUUGAACGUCAAAUCCUAAGUACAACAAGUAAAAAAUUGCUAAUUAGUGUAAAAAAGAUUACUUAGAAAGAACUGUUUAUCAAGGAAAAAAAUGUUUUAUCUAACUAUGAAAGAAAAAAGCCGAUAUGUUGAACGAUAAAUUUUACUUUUUACUUUUGUGUAUACAUAUUGUUAUUGAUAUCAUACUAUUUUUUAAUGUUAAAAUAGCUUCAAUGGCUUCUUCGAUGUUGUAUAUAACAGAACUGAAUGCACGCAAUCAUCCAGGCUUA